Molecule: messenger RNA, 1386 nt
Organism: Miscanthus lutarioriparius
Lineage: Eukaryota; Viridiplantae; Streptophyta; Magnoliopsida; Poales; Poaceae
Source: the annotation of a GenBank genome assembly
AUGGCCUCCUCCUCCUCCUCACCGUUGCCCGCCCUGGCCGGGGAGGCGCUACGCCAGAAACGCAUCCUCUCCAGCAAGCUCUACCUCGAGGUCCCCUCCUCCAAGGCGCCGGUGGUGUACUCGCCGGCAUACGACAUCUCCUUCCUCGGGCUUGAGAAGCUGCACCCGUUUGAUUCCGCCAAAUGGGGCCGCAUCUGUAGGUACCUCACCAGGGAAGGGUACCUGGACAAGAAACGGAUGGUGGAGCCAUUGGAAGCCUGCAAGGAGGACUUGCUAGUGGUGCACACAGAGGCGUAUCUGAACAGUCUCAAAAGCAGCUUCAGAGUUUCCUCCAUUGUAGAGGUCCCUCCUGUGUCGCUUGUCCCUAAUUGGAUUGUGCACAAAAAGCUAUUAUACCCCUUCCGGAAGCAGGUGGGUGGGUCCAUUUUAUCAGCCAAACUUGCGAUUGAGAGAGGAUGGGCCAUUAAUGUUGGUGGAGGAUUUCACCAUUGUUCGGCAGAUGAAGGGGGUGGAUUUUGUGCAUACGCUGACAUCUCUCUGUGCAUCCAGUUUGCUUUUGUCCGUCUAAAUAUCUCAAGUGUAUUGAUCUUAGACCUGGAUGCCCACCAAGGAAAUGGACACGAAAAAGAUUUUGCUAAUGAUGGAAGGGUUUACAUUUUAGACAUGUACAAUGCUGGAAUUUAUCCCUUUGAUUUCACUGCUAAGCAGUACAUUGAUCAAAAAGUUGAAUUAGUUAGUGGGACAAAAACAGAUGAAUACUUGGAGCAACUUGACAAGGCUCUCGAGGUCUGCAGUAGUAGAUUUCAGCCCCAAUUGAUUGUUUACAAUGCUGGAACAGACAUCCUGGAUGGUGAUCCAUUGGGCAGAUUGAAGGUAAGUCCUGAGGGUGUGGUUACCAGAGACGAGAAGAGAGCGGACUUCAUCGAUGGCUCAUCCACAGCAGCAAAGGCAUUCCCUCUGAAUCCCUUUUUUCAAUGUCAUUUCAUUUCGCAUCAGGAGUACUGUCUGCUUGGAAUGAACUGUGAAGCGAGAGUGAAUGCCGGCAAGAGGAGGGGAAAAUGGACAACAGCGAUCGCAGCGUCAUGGUCGUCGCCAGUCACGGAGCAGGUGGACGGCUUCAUCGGUGCUGACUGGUUGGACACGGACAUCUCUGGAUCACACAUGCUGCAGUCUUGGCUUCUUGGUUUUCCUGUGAAAGUAACUAGGGAAGACUUCCACGAAGAAUCUGGAUGUCCAUGUCCAAUUGUCCAUGCAAGUGGCAGCUUCCAGUCUUCCACUACGAGCUCGUUUCCUAGCAUGUGUCACGAGCAAAGAUAUGUGGAUUGCGCGGAGGACGACCGCCCGGGACUUCAGAUUCGUGUCUGGGAGAGUGCAACCAAACAGUGA